UACAAACAAGCAUCGGCUCAUAACUUCAUUCACUACGUCAACCAUUCAAUCAAUUCUUUGAGAGAAACUCACAACACAACAAGCCAAGAUGUCAAAGAAGAUCAUGUUGAAAAGCUCUGACGGUGAAUACUUCGAGGUGGAAGAAGCGGUCGCACGUCAAUCACAGACUUUAGCCAAUCUUAUCGAAGACGAUUGCACCGAUGGUGAGAUCCCGCUUACGAACGUCACAAGCGAAAUCCUCGCCAUGGUGGUAGAAUACUGCAAGAAGCAUGUCGUGGUCGAUGGAGGUGAUGAUUCAUCUUCCUCCUCCACUUCCGAGGAGGAUCUCAAGAAGUGGGACGCUGACUUCAUGCAGAUGGAUAAGUCCACUAUGUUUGACCUAAUCUUGGCUGCGAAUUACCUAAACGUUGCAAGCUUGCUUGAU
Molecule: messenger RNA, 424 nt
Organism: Raphanus sativus (radish)
Lineage: Eukaryota; Viridiplantae; Streptophyta; Magnoliopsida; Brassicales; Brassicaceae
Product: SKP1-like protein 1A
Exons: 1
Biological process (GO): SCF-dependent proteasomal ubiquitin-dependent protein catabolic process
Cellular component (GO): nucleus; cytoplasm
Molecular function (GO): cullin family protein binding
Source: RefSeq, a predicted model, not a curated record